Molecule: messenger RNA, 1188 nt
Organism: Suillus subaureus
Lineage: Eukaryota; Fungi; Basidiomycota; Agaricomycetes; Boletales; Suillaceae
Exons: 2
Coding region: 1-1188 (395 amino acids)
Source: RefSeq, a predicted model, not a curated record
AUGUUGCGAAUCCCAACCAAACAUACCAGUCAACGACAACCUCGACUUGCUUACGAAUGUGCCGUAGGCGAAUUAUUUGGUCGCGCUCCAAUCUACGACACCAUCUUCUCUUGUGUCUCGCCCCGCACGCUUGUGCGCAUUGGUCGCAGUUGUCGUACUGCGUACGCUGCAUCCAAGGACUUCUCACAUCGUGCCUACAAUAUACACCGGCAUCUUUCUCGCUUUCUUUCCGAACCUCUCAAUUUUCGCAGCUUACAGGCGCGUACCGGGACGCUUAUUGCGGGCUCGAACGCACUUCAAUUUCUGGAUCGGACGUUUUAUCCCGAUUCUGACAUGGACCUUUACGUGCAUCCAGGGCACGUGAGAGAAGUGUUGGACUAUCUUGUUGAUAAAGAAGGAUAUAAGUUUAGGCCAGAUUCGACUCAACCUAAGGAUUACCGUGAAAUCGUGUCUGAUGAAUGGGAUGGUACUCAAAUCCGCGACGAGUCACUUGAUGAUGACGAGCUCUUACUAUACUACCAAAUCAGAGGAGUCGAAUCUGUACUUUCAAUCGAGAGACGUGGCCGGGAUGGUCUUUUGAAGAUCCAACUUAUAGUGUGCGAGACGAGCCCAUUCGAUGCCAUCAUAAAUUUUCAUUCCACCUGCGUUAUGAACUUCAUAGCCUUCGACGCAGCUUAUUCUUUGUAUCCAGUGGGGACUUUUGAAAAGAGAGAGACUCUUUCAGUUUGGAGGGCAAGACCGUUGCAUGACCUUACUGUCGAGAUCAAGUACGGCGAACGCGGCUUCGCAUGGAUUUCCACACUACCGGCCGGUACUUCUCCACAAAAUUCCCCCUUCUAUCCUUUCACAGACCGCACCGUCGGAGACCGUUAUACUUGGAAACUGCCUCUGGAUACGCGUGGGGUCGCUUUGCGUUCACAAAUGAACCCCUCUUCCUCCGUUUUCCAGUGCGACCCUGUUAUCUACAACGGCUGGGCUUUGGAGCGAGUACAAUACGGAAUGGGUACCGUCUACAAGACAAUCAAAUCGUCGGUUUUCCGGUACAACUACACGACUACCAACUACAAGCUGAACUUCAAGCUUUGGUUGUUUGCUAUCGAACAGGGCUUUUUGAGUCGCAUACUGUUGGAAAACAAUUUGCUGGAGAAAGAGAGCUGGCCGUGGUAUGUUGACACUAUUGUCGCUUAA